Messenger RNA from Oppiella nova, 249 nucleotides. NCBI's taxonomy places the organism in Eukaryota, Metazoa, Arthropoda, Arachnida, Sarcoptiformes, Oppiidae. The record is from the annotation of a GenBank genome assembly.
AUGUAUGAAACGAUGCAAAGGCCUCAGACUCUGAAUUACGUAUACUUCGAGACCUCUUCGACGUCACCAUUUCUGAUCAGAAGAAUUGAAGAAUUAAUUAAAACCCCUAACGGCAACGUUGAGGCCAAAGUGAUGUGCUUUUUCCGGCGCCGGGAUAUAUCGGGAUCUCUGAUCGUAUUGGCGGACAAACAUCAAAUUCGCACUGGUAGCAUUGACUGCAUUGAUGUGGUGGUAGUGUUGGUGCCAUAA